CUCUGUAUCGUUCCAAUUUUAUCGGAUGUCCCCGAAGGGACUACUUGGUACAAUCAAUUGACCCAAUUAUUCCCGAUAUACAAGGGCCGUGGGGGUAAUUGGCUGAGGAGUUUGUCAAAAUAUAUUACUACAAGACGACCUUGGAGAGUGAUGGCCCCUAUAAAAAUAGUACUACACAGCACAUUUGAUUCCCACCAACAACCAAAGAAGAAAACUCAUCCGAGACGCAAUCCCCCUCCCCACCAAUAACAAGAAAAUGUUUGGCUCGAUUGGGGAGACGCUGAGCAAAGCCACAUCCACCAUCGGCGGACUUAUGGUGGCGUACGCCAUGUUCCAGAACUACUUCCCCGACGCCCUCCGCAGCCCCAUCCGCCGCUACUCCCGAAAGCUCCACGACCUCCUAAACCCCUACGUCCACAUCACCUUCCCCGAGUACCAAGGCGACGGCUUUUCCCGCAGCCCCGCCUUUUCUUCCAUUCAGCGCUACCUCAACGCCACCUCCACCGCCCAGGCCCGCCGCCUCAAAGCCUCCGUCUCCCGAGACUCUGACUCCGUCGUCCUCUCCAUGGAAAACCACGAGGAGGUCACCGACGAAUUCUCCGGCGCCAAGAUCUGGUGGGCCUCCGGCGAGACCGUCCCCAUCCGCCAGUCCAUCUCCUUCUUCCCCCGUGAGGACGAGAAGCGCUACUUCCGCCUAACCUUCCACCGCCGCCACCGCCACGUCAUCACCUCAAAAUACAUCCCACACGUCAUCGCCCAGGGAAAGGCCAUCGCCGUCCGAGAGCGGCGCCGGAAGCUCUACACCAACAACAGGGGAGACGGCGGCGGGUACAGGCCGCGCUUGUGGAGCCACGUGGCAUUCGAGCACCCGGCCACUUUCGACACUCUGGCCAUGGAUCCCGUGAAAAAGCAUGACAUCAUCAACGAUCUCCGUAAAUUCGCGGAUUCCGAGGAUUACUAUAAGAAAAUCGGAAAGGCUUGGAAAAGGGGAUACCUCUUGUUCGGGCCGCCGGGGACCGGCAAGUCGACCAUGAUAGCCGCCAUGGCUAAUCUUCUCGAGUACGACGUGUACGAUCUUGAGUUGACUUCGGUCAAAGACAACACCGAGCUCCGGAAGCUUCUUAUCGACACGUCGGGAAAGUCGAUCGUUGUUAUUGAGGACAUCGACUGCUCCCUCAAUCUCACGGGACAGAGAGAGAAGAAGGAGGAUGAGAAGGAAGACGAAAAAGACAAUAACGAGAAGAAGGAUAAGGACGAGACUGAGAAAUUGAAGGAGAAAUUGAAAAAAUUGGAGGAGGGUGGGAAGAAAUCGAGCGAGGUGACAUUGUCCGGGCUUUUGAACUUUAUUGACGGGCUUUGGUCGGCUUGCGGUGGGGAAAGGAUUAUUGUUUUCACGACGAACUACGUGGAGAAGCUCGACCCAGCACUUAUCCGGAGAGGGAGGAUGGACAAGCACAUUGAGCUCUCGUAUUGCGGGUUUGAGGCGUUUAAGGUUCUUGCCAAGAAUUAUUUGGAAAUCGAGGCGCACGAGUUGUUCGGCAAGAUUCGGUUGAUGUUGGAAGAGAUUGAGAUGACGCCUGCUGACGUGGCGGAGAAUCUGAUGCCGAAAGUUGGGGGUGAGGAUGGGGAGAGAGGUCUGGUGAGAUUGAUCGAGGCGCUCGAGGAGGCCAAGGAGAUGGCGAGGGUGAAGGCUGAGAAAUUAGCUAAAGAGGAACAAGAAAAAGAAGUUGGGAAGAAGAAGAAGGAUUUGGAUAAUGGUGUAGUGGAAGAAAAUGGUGAGGCUAAAACACAGGAUUUGGAGAAUGGAGUGGUCAAAGAAAAUGUUGAGGCUAACUGAGAAUAGAUUUUGGCACUGAGUUAGGAUCACUUCUCUACUUUGUUCUGGCUAGAUUUAGAUAUUGAAAGACAAAUCGUCGUUAUGGCGCGGAAGAUCUCGCUGGGGAAGGUGCAUAGAAGCAGAGCAAAUCGAGGGAUUUUUUUUUCAGAAAGGGGAA
Messenger RNA from Striga asiatica, 1994 nucleotides. NCBI's taxonomy places the organism in Eukaryota, Viridiplantae, Streptophyta, Magnoliopsida, Lamiales, Orobanchaceae. The record is from the annotation of a GenBank genome assembly.